Dictyostelium discoideum AX4 is the source of this 2475-nucleotide messenger RNA. Its product is annotated as DUF255 family protein. The record is from RefSeq and is a predicted model, not a curated record. The transcript is spliced from 2 exons. NCBI's taxonomy places the organism in Eukaryota, Evosea, Eumycetozoa, Dictyosteliales, Dictyosteliaceae. Bases 1 to 2475 code for a protein of 824 amino acids. Gene Ontology annotation, biological process: carbohydrate metabolic process.
AUGCUUUCUUCUAAAUUUUUUUCAUUGUAUUCAAAAACAAAGUUAUUAAAAUCAACAACAUCAAAUUUUAUAUUAUUUAAUAAAUUAAAGUACAGUAGUAACAAUCAAGAUUUCGAGAAAAGAUUUUUUAAAAUGUCAGAUAACAAAACAACAACAACAACAACGACAGCUACAUCAACAUCAACACCAACACCAUCAACAUUAAAUGAUAAAUCGACUAUAAAAACAACUCCAAUAACAGAUAAUAAUAAUAAUAAUGAAAAUUUUAAAUAUACAAAUAAAUUAAUAAAUGAAAAAUCACCAUAUUUAUUAAAACACGCUCAUAAUCCAGUUGAUUGGUUGCCAUGGGGAGAAGAGGCUUUUAAAAUUGCAAGAGAUAAUGAUAAAUUAAUAUUUCUUAGUGUUGGUUAUAUGGCAUGUCAUUGGUGUAAUGUUAUGGAACGUGAAUGUUUUGAAAAUGUUGAAAUUGCUAAAGUAAUGAAUGAAUAUUGUGUAAAUAUUAAAAUUGACCGUGAAGAAAGACCAGAUAUUGAUAAGAUUUAUAUGACCUAUUUAACCGAGAUUAGUGGAUCAGGUGGUUGGCCGAUGAGCAUUUGGUUAACACCUCAAUUACAUCCAAUCACAGGUGGUACAUAUUUCGCACCAGAAGCAAAGUAUGGUAGACCAGGGUUCCCUGACCUUAUAAAGAAAUUGGAUAAACUUUGGAGAAAAGAUAGAGAAAUGGUUCAAGAGAGAGCAGAUUCAUUCAUUAAAUUCUUGAAGGAAGAAAAACCAAUGGGUAAUAUUAAUAAUGCAUUGUCAAGUCAAACCAUAGAGAAAUGUUUUCAACAAAUUAUGAAAGGUUAUGAUCCAAUCGAUGGUGGUUAUUCUGAUGCACCAAAAUUUCCAAGAUGUUCGAUUUUCAAUCUCCUAUUAAUGACUUUAAAAGAGGAUUAUUCAAAACAAGUUGGAUCAUUAGAUAAGCUAGUAUUCACAUUGGAGAAAAUGGCAAAUGGUGGAAUGUAUGAUCAAGUUGGUGGUGGUUUUCAUAGAUAUUCAGUUACCUCUGACUGGAUGAUACCACAUUUUGAAAAGAUGUUAUAUGAUAAUGCACAAUUGGCAUCAGUUUAUUUAGAUGCUUAUCAAAUCACUAAAUCACCAUUAUUUGAAAGAGUAGCUAAAGAAAUCUUACACUAUGUUUCAACUAAAUUAACUCAUACUCUUGGUGGUUUCUUUUCAGCUGAGGAUGCAGAUAGUUUAAAUUUAGAAAUAAAUGAAAAACAAGAAGGUGCAUUCUACGUUUGGUCAUAUCAAGAUAUUAAAAAAGCAAUUCAAGAUAAAGAUGAUAUUGAAAUUUAUUCAUUUCACCAUGGUUUAAUUGAAAAUGGUAAUGUAGAUCCAAAAGAUGAUCCACAUAAUGAAUUUAAAGAUAAGAAUGUAAUAACAAUUGUAAAGAGUUUAAAAGAAACUGCAGCAUACUUUAAAAAGACUCAAGAGGAAAUUGAAAAAUCAUUAAAUCAAUCAAAAGAGAAAUUAUUCAAAUUUAGAGAACAAUUUAAACCAAAACCACAAUUGGAUGAUAAAAUCAUUGUAUCAUGGAAUGGUUUAAUGGUAUCAUCAUUUUGUAAAGCUUAUCAAUUAUUUAAAGAUGAAAAAUAUUUAAAUAGUGCAAUUAAAUCAAUUGAAUUCAUAAAAACCCAUCUAUACGAUAGUGUUGGUGAUGAUAAUGAUUACGAUGAUGAAGACGAUAAACUUAAUAAUUGUAGAUUAAUUAGAAAUUAUAAAGAUGGUCCAUCGAAAAUUCACGCAUUCACAGAUGAUUAUUCAUUUUUAAUUCAAGCAUUAUUGGAUUUAUAUCAAGUUACAUUUGAUUAUAAACAUUUGGAAUGGGCAAUGAAAUUACAAAAACAACAAGAUAAUUUAUUCUAUGAUUUAGAGAAUGGUGGUUAUUACUCAACAUCUGGUUUAGAUAAAUCAAUUCUAUCUAGAAUGAAAGAAGAACAUGAUGGUGCUGAACCAUCACCUCAAUCAAUUAGUGUUUCAAAUUUAUUAAAACUUUACUCAAUAACCUAUAAUGAAGCCUAUAAAGAGAAAGCAAAGAAAACCUUGGAGAAUUGUUCAUUAUAUUUAGAAAAGGCACCACUUGUUUUCCCACAAAUGGUUUGUUCAUUAUAUUUAUACUUAAAUUCAAUCAAUACAAUCAUUCUAUCAACUAAUAGUAAUGAUAAUCAACAAAAACAACAAUUACUAUCAAUUCUUGAUGAAAUUCAUUCAAAUUAUAUACCAAAUAAAUUAAUUCUAUUAAAUGAUCAUUCAAAUAAUUCAAUUACACAAUUCUUUGAAAAGAGUACUUCAAAUUUAAAUUUAUCACUUUCAACACCAGUUUAUGAUAAAACUACAUUUUCAUUAUGUAAUCCAAAUGGUUGCACAAUUUCAACAAAUCAAUUACAACAAAUUAAAUCAAAUUUAAUAAAUCAAAUUUAUCCAAAAUAUUAA